GAGAGCGCGCCAGCCCCGCCGCGAUGCCCCCGCGCCCAGGACGCCUCCUCCCGUCGCUGGCCGGGCUGCCGGCCCUGGCCGCGCUCCUCCUGCUGAUCGGCUCCCGCAGGGGAGCCCGGGCCCAGGAGGCGGCGGCGGACGGCGGAGCCGAGCAGGACCCGCACGCCAAGCACCUGUACACGGCCGACAUGUUCACGCACGGGAUCCAAAGCGCCGCGCACUUCGUCAUGUUCUUCGCGCCCUGGUGUGGACACUGCCAGCGACUACAGCCAACUUGGAAUGACCUGGGAGACAAGUACAACAGCAUGGAGGAUGCCAAGGUCUAUGUGGCUAAAGUGGACUGCACAGCCAACUCCGAUGUGUGCUCUGCCCAGGGUGUGCGGGGAUACCCCACCCUAAAGUUUUUUAAGCCUGGCCAAGAAGCGGUGAAGUACCAGGGUCCUAGAGACUUCGAAACACUGGAAAACUGGAUGCUGCAGACACUGAAGGAGGAGCCCCCUACACCAGAGCCGGAAGCGGAACCACCCAAGGCCCCUGAGCUUAAGCAGGGGUUGUAUGAGCUCUCAGCCAACAACUUUGAGCUGCAUGUUUCUCAAGGCGACCACUUUAUCAAGUUCUUCGCUCCAUGGUGUGGUCACUGCAAAGCUCUGGCUCCAACCUGGGAGCAGCUGGCUCUGGGCCUUGAACAUUCCGAAACUGUCAAGAUUGGCAAGGUCGACUGCACACAGCACUAUGGACUCUGCUCAGAAAACCAGGUUCGAGGCUAUCCAACUCUGCUCUGGUUUCGAGAUGGCAAGAAGGUGGAUCAGUACAAGGGAAAGCGGGACUUGGAGUCACUGAGAGACUAUGUGGAGUCGCAAAUGCAGGAUCCAGAGGUGGCCCCGGAGACUGUCGAACCCUCAGAGGCCCCAGUGCUGGCUGCUGAACCCACAGGUGACAAGGGCACUGUGCUGGCACUCACAGAAAAGAACUUUGAGGACACCAUUGCACAAGGAAUAACCUUUGUCAAGUUCUAUGCUCCAUGGUGUGGCCACUGUAAAAAUCUGGCUCCUACCUGGGAGGAGCUCUCUAAAAAAGAAUUCCCUGGCCUGGCAGAGGUCACCGUUGCAAAAGUAGACUGCACUGCUGAGCGUAAUGUCUGCACCAAGUACUCGGUGCGAGGCUAUCCCACAUUGCUGCUUUUCCGAGGAGGAGAAAAAGUGGGUGAGCACAAUGGAGGUAGAGACCUUGAUUCUUUACACAGCUUUGUCCUACGUCAGGCAAAGGAUGAACUAUAGAAACCCCCACCCCUGAAGAAAUGCUCCUAGUGCAUAGGAGUGACAUCACAUGGACAUCCAUGUUUCCACUGUGGUUAGCCAGAAAACGGUGUGUCCUCAGCCUGUGUAUCUUCUCCAUGUGUGCUUCUUCAGCCACCACACACUACGGAUCUUGAUUGCGUGUCUCUAAUCAAGCUGGGCAAAUAUUUUCAGUGGCAAUCCACCCUGUAACCUUCUCUUGGCAAUAUUAAAUUGGCUUCCCUUGCAACUAAAAUACAGUUAAGAAAAACCAAAUUACUGAACUCUCUUGGCCCCUAGGGAAUGUGGGGAAGCAGGCUUUUGAACUGUCUAAAUUCUGGAAAGGUGACUGUGGCACAAUUGAUGUCCCUCAGAUCUGAAGGUCACAGUUGACUUCAUAAUGUGGUGAUGCAUAGUUUGGAGAUUGCAAAACAAAACAAAAUCCAGAGUUUUGAAGAUACCUUCAUAGCCACUGUUGGGUUCCUGGUUCUGUUAGUACUUGUCUAGUUGAGAGGGGUAAGCCAUGAUGAGUGGUACUUCUGAUGUAUGUUCAAAAUAUUCAUGUUGUUCAAGGGAUCCUCUUGUCUGCUUUGCAUAAGGUGGAGGGUGUAGCUGUCUUCUGCAGAAAGUGAGGGUGUGGGAACAUCCACACAGUGGU
Molecule: messenger RNA, 1932 nt
Organism: Cricetulus griseus (Chinese hamster)
Lineage: Eukaryota; Metazoa; Chordata; Mammalia; Rodentia; Cricetidae
Source: RefSeq, a predicted model, not a curated record